AUGGCCGACCGAGUGAAGCAAGUCGCUGCUGAAGAAGCCGAGAGGGUCACGUUAAUGAGCAAAGACGCCUUGAAGUCUCGCGCAUACCUGUAUCCUCUGAAGGGUAUCUUCUACUUCCUUACUCACAAAGACCUCUGGCGACCGUUGACGUCCAAGUUGGCACCCACCAUUACCCUCAGCAUUGGGAUCACGACAUUUAUGUUCGUCGUUGCGUAUAUUCCUCAAGCUGCUGUCAUGGCUUUCACAUCCGGACCCGUUGCAGCUAUCUCUGCGGCUUUGCUCACCUUCAGCGAGAGCUCGACUCUCAUCAACCUCCUAUCGAGAACUUUCCUCAUCGAGGAUGCUCUUAUCGACACCUUUGACGGAACCCUCCUCUCGCGAGAUUGCACAAAUCUUGUUGAAGAAGGCAGACAGAUCAAGACGGGCGGCGAUAGCAUUGCUCGGUUAGGGAAACUGCUCAAGAGACCGUUUGCUACAUUCACACCUCAUGCUAUCAUCAGAUACAUGCUGUAUCUGCCUCUCAACUUCAUCCCCGUCGUUGGAACGGUACUCUUCAUCAUCCUCCAAGGUAAACGAGCAGGUCCAGCCGCCCAUUCGAGGUAUUUUCAACUCAAAGAAUGGUCCCAAAGGCAGCGAGAGAUCCACAUUGAUGAACACCGAGGGGGCUACACGUCUUUCGGUGUUGCCGCAUUUCUUUUGGAAAUGAUACCAUUCGCGAACCUCGUGUUCGCUUUCACCAACGCAGUAGGCGCAGCGCUCUGGGCAGCCGAUUUUGAAUGGAAUGCAACAACGUCCCCGAGGGUGCGCGAAUUGGCAAAGAAGGCCCAAUGA
Molecule: messenger RNA, 831 nt
Organism: Rhinocladiella mackenziei CBS 650.93
Lineage: Eukaryota; Fungi; Ascomycota; Eurotiomycetes; Chaetothyriales; Herpotrichiellaceae
Exons: 2
Coding region: 1-831 (276 amino acids)
Cellular component (GO): lipid droplet; prospore membrane; ascospore wall
Source: RefSeq, a predicted model, not a curated record